Passer domesticus (house sparrow) is the source of this 2098-nucleotide messenger RNA. RefSeq names its product tetratricopeptide repeat domain 31 (gene TTC31). Gene Ontology annotation, molecular function: protein binding; RNA binding. The transcript is spliced from 15 exons. Bases 65 to 1879 code for a protein of 604 amino acids. Lineage: Eukaryota; Metazoa; Chordata; Aves; Passeriformes; Passeridae. The record is from RefSeq and is a predicted model, not a curated record.
GCCUCACCGGCGCCGUGACGUUGUUCCGGCGGUGCCGCCCUGAGGCGCGGCGGCGGCGGCGGCGAUGCGGGGCUCGGGCGGCCUCGGGCCCGCUGCCUGCCCCUGGGGCUGCACGCUCGGCCCCGCCGGCUGGAGCGGCGCGCCCUUCUGCCCGCGGCACCGUAUGAACAGCCUCGCCGAGCUGCCGGCGCCGCCGCAAGGUGCCUCGCAGAGCGGGGUUGAGUGCGAGGGGAGCGAGGCGUGUCUGCUCUGGGACGGCGGCCCCACGGUGGAUUACUACCCGCUGGCCGAUGACGAUGAGGACGGCGACGACGAUUACGAGUACGGCGAGGACGAGCUGGAGGCAGGUCUGCCGUUCUUGGACGUCGCCGUGGCCGAGGGCGCCGUUCCCUACAGCUACUGCGGCUUCCGCAAGUCCUUCCUGUGCUCGGAGCCGCCCCCGCCGCUGCCCCGCAGCGCUGCCACGGCCCUGGACGCGCGGCUGCACCGGCUGCCCACGCCCCGCCGGCCCUGGCUCACGGCAGAGGAAGCUGAGAGGAACGCCCAGGAGCUGGUGGCAGAGGAGGAGCGGGCCAAGAGGAAGGCGGAGAAGAAGAAGCUGAAGAAGAAGAAACAAAAAGACCGAAAGAAACGGGAGAAACUGGUUCAAGAGCAGAAGAACAAAGAGAACGCUGACCCCAGCCCCCCAAGUGGCCCUGCAGGCAGCGGGCCCCCCUCAGAUGGUGCUGAGGAUGAGGAAUGCUGCCCAGAGCCCUCCCCGUGCCCUGGGGACUCCACAGUGCCCUCAGGAGAGCCUGGCCCGGAGGACGCAGCAGUGCCAGAGGAGGAGCUGGACCUGAGCUGCACUUUUGUCUGCAAAGCACGGGAGAAGGCGGGGGUCCGGCUGCCCCCCCCGGGCACACAGAACGUGCAGCCAAGCAGGAAAGUGCCCGAGAAGGGAAGUGGGGACCCCGUGGAGGGACCUGUGUCCCCCCAGCCCCUCCAGGCCAGGCCGCCCAGCCCCGGCACCAUCGAGCAGAGCCUGGCGCUUGCAGGCCAUGGCAUCGAGGCAGCCCAGAUGGGGCAGCACACCGAGGCCGUGUGGGCCUUCACCGUCGCCCUGGAGCUGAACCCCCGCGAGCACCGGCUCCUGGGGAACCGCUCCUACUGCCUGGAGAAGCUGGGCCGCUACGAGGAGGCGCUGGCGGACGCGGAGGCGGCGCUGGCGCUGCAGCCCGGCUGGCCCAAGGGCUCCUUCCGCAAGGGCAAGGCCCUGAGGGGGCUCCAGCGCUUCGCCGAGGCCGCGCGCACCUUCGAGGAGCUGCUGCUGCAGGACGCGGCCUGCGCCGAGGCAGCCACGCAGCUGGAGGCCUGCCGGGCCCAGCUGCAGCAGUGCAGCCGCCCCGGCGGUGUCCCCGUGUCCCCCUUCCUGCUCAAGGCUAAGGAGCCGCUGUUUCUCCCUGCAGGAUGGACAAGCAGGAGCUGCCAGGACACAGGUGACAAAAGCGUGACGGGCGGCAGUGCCAGGAGCCCCACAAAAAACCCAGAACGGGCACCCGCAGUGGCCAGUGGGUGCCCAACGCUGCCACCGAGCCACCCCGCCAGGGACUGCUUCCCGCUCUGGGUGGGCAACGUCACCUCCCACAUCACUGAGAAGGUGCUGCGUCGUGCCUUCGGCCGGUUCGGGGAGAUCCGCUCCGUGCGGCUGCUCCCGGGGCGCCACUGUGCCUUCAUCAACUUCCGCGGGAGAGCCGAGGCCGAGGAGGCCUUCAGGGCCAUGCAGGGUGCCACGCUGGAGGGCAGCGAGCUGCUGCUGCAGCUCAAGCACCCGGUGCACGCCACGCCGUCCCCCGUGCCCCGUGCCAAGGGCAAGGCCGCCCCCGGGGGGCUGCUCAGCUGACCCUGCCCUGCUGGGGGGUCCCUGGCAGCCCCCCUCACCUGCCUGUGCCUUGUCCCCCACUGCCAGGGGUGGGUGUCUGCCCUUCCCGCCUUGGGGGUGCCCACCCUGCAGCCCCCCGUGCUGAGCGGGUGGGCCUGGGCUGUUCCCCGGGGCCCCUCAGGGAUUUGUAGCAAUUUGGUUUUUUUUUUUUUUUUUAAAUAAAUCUGAGAUUUGUUUUUC